AUUCCGUCACGGCCGGGGGGCGGGGGGAAGGCUCGGGGCUCCCGACUCCCCAGCCCGCGAGCUGGGCCGAAACCGCACCUCCAAGGCCCGUUCCUGACCCCGGUUCGCUGUGUGACCUUGGAGUUUAGGGUCCCCCCCAGGGCCUCCAUUUCCCCCACUGCCAGGAUCGGUGCCCGGCGCUGGCGUCUGUCAGCCUCAGGGAACGGAGAGGAGGGGACACCUGCCUUGGUCCCGACCUCCAGGCCGAUGGCUAUGGUGGUUUUCUCUGACAUUGACUGCCAAGUUAACAUGUGGGAAGAAAUGGCGGGCAGCGUCAAGAACGCGAGACCCCCAGGGCAGAGUGUGCCCUGUGCUUACAGGCAGGCUGUCGGCUGAUGAGAGUUAGUUAUGAAGAAGAGGAGGGUUUGAGUGUAGAGUUCGUAUUGCCCACUUGGCUGCGGGAACCGAGGCAGGACAGACGAGAGGCGGCUAGCAGCGCUUCAAAUUAAAUAGCAUGCACAGUGGGUUUUGGAACCAGCUGUAUGUCAGUGUCCUGAGCUCUUUAGACACAGAGGUGAAGGAAAUACCCAGUUAGCCUUUAAGAGUAUUGCAGAUUUGUUAUAUAGAUCGGACACUUAGACCUAGUCACUGAACAUUCACCAGCUGUGUCAAAUGCGCUUAGUCGCCAGGAAAGCCAAGAUGAGCAGAAGGUCACUUAGCUCAUGGGCUGCAGGUGGAAAGGGUUGUCCAGGCUUGAGCCCGGUCUUGAAGGUGUUUAAGGGCGGGGCUGGUCAUCGAUACUUCAGGGAGUGGGAAUAACUUCACUUAUUCUCAAAGAAACUUUUUUUUUUUUUUUGGACAGGUAGAGUUAUAGACAGUGAGAGAGAGACAGAGAAAGGUCUUCCUUCCGUUGGUUCACUCCCCAAAUGGCCGCUACGGCCGGCGCUGCGCCAAUCGGAAGCCAGGAGCCAGGUGCUUCUUCCUGGUCUCCCAUGCCGGUGCAGGGCCCAAGCACUUGGGCUAUCCUCCACUGCCUUCCCGGGCCACAGCAGAGAGCUGGACUGGAAGAGGGGCAACCGGGACUAGAACCCGGUGUCCAUAUGGGAUGCCGGUGCCGCAGGGGGAGGAUUAACCAAGUGAGCCACGGCGCUGGCCCCCUCAAAGAAACUUUAAGGAAUAGAAUGUGUUUGAACUGCAGCCUCCAGCAGUGAAUGGAGAUCGUGGGACAGGAAAUAGGGAAGGGAACGGACAUGGAUGACCGGCUUGUGAGGGUGCCCCGAGCCCUGUGGAGAAGUCUUUAUUCUGUAGGCCUUGGGGAGCAAUACGCAGGAAGUGAAGUAAUAACUAUGGUAUCCAGAGAGGUGGGGAAAGCCCAGGAAAAUGCUGGUUCCCAGGACCAAGAGAACCGUCUUUCUGCAGUGUUAGUGCAGGCUGUGGAGGAAGGGGUGGGACCUGGCCUUUCAGAAGGGAAAGCGUUUGUUUCAGAAUUCUACGCAAGCAGGCUUAAAAAUCCGCGCAUCUGGGAACUGUCAUAAUUGGAAGUCCAGAGGUGUAGGUUUCAGGACUGACUUGGUCCCACGGCGCCGGGUCCUGUUCCCCUUGCUUUUCUUAAGUCUGCCUGCCUUGUUCCAUCAUCUGGUGGCGAGAUCGUGUGCAUCGUUGUCUGUCCCUGUGGCACCCUUGGAGUGGAGGGAAACCGUUCCCAGAAGCUCCCUGCAAACCUGCAGGGACUGGCCCAGAUGAAGGCGUGUGUGUGUUCCUGAAUCCAUGCUGUCUCAGCCAGUCACUUGCGAGGAAGAUGGAGUUCUUCUGACCAGAUUGUGAGAUGGGGCCCGAGAACAAGGCGGCGAUUCCCAAGGAAGAAGUCUCUGAGGAAUCCGAGCCACGUGGGUCAGUUCUAGAAAAACUUCCCUCAGUGCUUUACCAAGGCCACCAGUUUGUAGCAGCGUGUGAAGAGGAUAUACUGGAGGAACAUUCAAGACAGUCCACAGAAGAGAUUGUGGAGCAGAUGUCUCCUCAGAGGGGAGACUUUGCAUCAGGGUUGAUUGUCUUUAAGAAAUCACCCUCCAGUGAGAAUGACAGUGAAGGAGGCUGCAGUCCCAGCCUAGACCUGGUGACACAUCAGGGGGACACGACAGCAGAUGGAGUUGGUGCAUUUGCUCCCUCUGGCCAAAACUUCAUAGACAGUUUAGAAUCCAACAAGACGCCGAGAAGUUCUGUGGGAGAAAAGCCUCAUACGUGCAAAGAAUGUGGGAAGGCCUUUAAUCAGAACUCACAUCUCAUCCAGCAUAUGAGAGUUCAUAGUGGAGAAAAACCCUUUGAAUGCAAGGAAUGUGGAAAGACCUUUGGAACGAACUCAAGCCUUCGCAGGCACUUGCGAAUUCAUGCUGGAGAGAAGCCGUUUGCUUGUAAUGAAUGCGGGAAGGCCUUCAUUCAGAGCUCCCAUCUCAUCCACCAUCACAGAAUUCACACUGGAGAGAGACCCUAUAAAUGUGAAGAAUGUGGUAAAGCGUUCAGUCAGAACUCAGCCCUGAUCCUACACCAGAGAAUCCACACUGGAGAGAAACCUUAUGAGUGUAAUGAAUGUGGGAAGACCUUUCGGGUUAGCUCCCAGCUUAUUCAGCAUCAGAGGAUCCACACUGAAGAAAGGUAUCAUGAGUGCAACGAGUGUGGCAAAGCCUUCAAGCAUAGCUCAGGCCUUAUUCGACACCAGAAAAUUCACACUGGAGAAAAACCGUAUCUGUGUAAUGAAUGUGGGAAAGGCUUCGGCCAGAGUUCUGAGCUUAUCCGGCAUCAGAGGAUUCACACAGGGGAUAAACCCUACGAAUGUAACGAGUGUGGGAAGACUUUUGGCCAAAACUCAGAGAUUAUUAGACAUAUUAGGAUUCAUACUGGUGAGAAACCCUACGUGUGUAAGGAAUGCGGGAAGGCCUUCAGGGGGAACUCAGAACUUCUGAGACAUGAGAGAAUUCACACUGGAGAGAAACCCUACGAGUGCUUUGAGUGUGGCAAGGCUUUCAGGCGGACCUCUCACCUUAUUGUCCACCAGAGAAUUCACACUGGAGAGAAACCCCAUCAGUGUAGCGAGUGUGCAAGAACCUUUUGGGACAACUCGGAGCUGCUGCUCCACCAGAAAAUUCAUAUUGGAGAGAAACCUUAUGAAUGUAGUGAGUGUGAGAAAACAUUCAGUCAGCAUUCCCAGCUCGUCAUCCACCAGAGAAUCCACACUGGCGAGAAGCCUUACGAGUGUCAAGAAUGUCAGAAGACCUUUAGCCGGAGCUCUCACCUGCUCCGACAUCAAAGUGUUCACUGUAUGGAGUGAUCCGCACGUAGGAAAGCCUUGUGUGGAAGUGCUGAAGUCAGACUUAACUCAUUUGUUCAUAAUCAGAUGAGUGGACAGAACUUCCCCUGCCCUUCCACUGACUUUUUUUUUUUUUUUUUUUAAUUUAAACUGUUGGUUGCAAAGGAUGAGGCACUUUAUCAACCAUUCAUUGCAAAGUUUCAGUGUACUGAGCUAAUUCAUAAAAGCGGUUUCAGGCCUUAAAUCUUCUGUGCCCCUCUUUCCUUCCCUCCCUUCUCCCACAGCAGCUCAUGUAACAUUAGGAGUCUGUCCCGGCCAUCUAGCCUCAACUCCUGCUCAGGGGUGGGGUGGGCAGUGGGGGAAGAGGAUUCCACCCCUGGACUCAUUGACUAUGAUCCCCUAAAGUGUCAGAAAGUCAGCACCUAGAAGACACACCUUGUUCUGUCCCACUUAGCAUUGGAGUCAUUCAGUAAGCUUGUUGUAGCCUCAAGAGUCUGCCAGCCAUGUUCUCAUGUCCCCGUAGAAGAGGAAUGCAUGCAUAAAGAAGCAGGAAGCUUGGAUCAUUUCACAUGUGCUAGGUUUCCUCAUUGGUUUGCAGAGGGUACCAGGAAGGAGGAAUCGGACAAUUUACAGGAUUGUCAAUGAAAGCCUUAGAGUGCAGAGGGGCUGACUAGGCAAGGCCAGGGGGUGAACAGUUGAGGCCAAACCACUCAGCAUGGGCAGAAGUGGCUCAUUAGUGGCUAUCCCCACAGACUGAUUGCUCCCGAGGAUCCUGCCACAUUCACUUUGGGCUCUAGCUCGUGCUGCUGCUGCCAGGUCCCUGUGUCAGGAGGUAGCAGAGUGGACUGUGCCGUCACCUCCACCAGACCUUGGGGUCAGUGAUCAGCCAGUUUAUUUGACCAGGGAUCAGCCAGUUUAUUUGACCAGGGACCUGGCCUUGCCUAAGCACUUAAGCGACCAUGACCCACAACCCCUGCUGCAGGGGCCCCUGGCUGCUGGGCUGGGAUAUGACUGUUUCUUCUUGGUUUGUGCUCGAGGUCUUGGAAUUCUUUCUGUUGAACAUUUCCACAUGUGUUCUCUUAUAUGUUAUGUCUUUAGGAAAGCAUUCUCCAUGUGUCCUUGUUUGAGAGGUGGUGGGUGGCAGUGGGAAUUCCACCAGUGGGCUCCAGCAGGCCCGGGGACUGGUCUUGAACUAGACCUUGGUAGAAGCACUGUACUUGCCAGUCUCUAAUUUUAUCAUCUGUAAAAUGAGGGGAGUUGAAUCCAGUGCUCUGGGGUUACAACAAGCCCAAUAUGCCCUUGAUUCCUUUUUAAAAUCUAAGUUUAUAUACCUUCAAUAUUCUAGUUUUUAUUCUCUUCUCUAUUAAACUAGUGCUCAUCAUUAAUGUUUUUUAAAUGUUUACUAUGUGCCAGGCACAGUGCCAGUUUACAUUUUUAUUUUCAUAGCAUGUCUGAUGUGGAUAUCUUUACAAAAAAAAGUUUUACUACAGCUUCAUUUACAUACCAUAAAAUUCACCUGUUUUAAGUGUUCAGUCAAGUGAUUUUUAGUUAAUUUACAGAAUUGCACAACUGUCAGUGAUGUGGGUAUUUUUUUUUUUUAUUUAUUUAUUUAUUUGAAAGGCAUAGUUAUAGAGAGGCAGAGGCAGAGAAAGUCCCUCAUCCACUGGAUCACUCCCAGAUGGCUGCAAUGGCUGGAGUUGCACCGAUCCCCAAAGCCAGGAGCCAGGAGCUGCUUCUGGGUCUCCCACAUGGGUGCAGGGGCCCAAGGACUUGAGCCAUCUUCUACUGCUUUCCCAGGCCAUAGCAGAGAGCUGGAUCAGAAGUGGAGCAGUCAGGACUUGAACAAGUGUUCACAUGGAAUACCAGUGGAGUGUGGUAGGUGGCUGCUUAACCCGCUAUGCCACAAUGCUAGCCCCUGAAA
Molecule: messenger RNA, 5201 nt
Organism: Oryctolagus cuniculus (rabbit)
Lineage: Eukaryota; Metazoa; Chordata; Mammalia; Lagomorpha; Leporidae
Source: RefSeq, a predicted model, not a curated record